This is a messenger RNA of Haliotis rufescens (red abalone), 1950 nucleotides long. RefSeq names its product centriole, cilia and spindle-associated protein-like. Gene Ontology annotation, biological process: regulation of mitotic spindle assembly. Bases 425 to 1372 code for a protein of 315 amino acids. Gene Ontology annotation, molecular function: microtubule binding. The transcript has 5 exons. NCBI's taxonomy places the organism in Eukaryota, Metazoa, Mollusca, Gastropoda, Lepetellida, Haliotidae. Gene Ontology annotation, cellular component: ciliary transition zone; spindle; ciliary basal body. The record is from RefSeq and is a predicted model, not a curated record.
UAUUGUGAGAGGGGUGCGUGUGGCACAUACUUCAGGCUCGGCGCCACGACCCUGGCAACCAGGACGGGGUAGCACGGAGAAGACACUUUGUCUCACAAGGACCCGGCGUAAACGUGGUGGAAGUAAUGGGGAAAACAUGAACUUUCAUCUUGCUCCGCACAGCCAUGUUGUCCGACAGCCGUAAUGAGAUCCUCCCAACAUUGAGGCGGUAGGGCCAACGACACGGUUAUAGUGAAUGAUACUUCCUUUUCGGUAUGUGUGAACUAUAUCGUCUUCUGAGAAGUGAUUUUAAGUACGCGCGAGGAUCCACGAGAGUUAUCUGCUCCUUACACAAGAGGGCGCUGCUGCCUAGCAAACUGUAAAUUGUAAACAACCAUAUUCACACUGAAGCUGGUCUGUUUAGUGUGCACGAGAAGUGGUUACCAUGGGAAUGAGAUCGGAAUAUCAGAAGCACUUCAAGGUGUCGGCACUGAGGAAGAGUCUGCCUCUCUACUAUGAGAAUGUGGCCUUUCGUACAGCUCGCCGAGAUAGGGAGUAUGCCCACACACCUCUCUCCUGGUACACGGAGGAUAAAAACGAUGAUGAAAGCGUUGACAGUGACAGGGAGGCUGACAGUGGAUCAGAUAUGAACAGUGACAGUCAACAGUUGAAAAGUGGGAUGAAGAAAAGACUUGAAGCCGGGAGAGAGGAAUGUAGUGAUGAUGAUGAUGAGCCCCCAGAAUCCCUCGCGGUCCAUGACGAGCAGGCAAGCAGCUCACCUGUUUCCGCAGAAAGAGAACAUCUACCAACGACGCCGACAGUGGAUGUAAAUGGUACUGAUUCAAGGAUGAGGAAGCAGAGGCGACCUGACAGAAGACAGAAGAUUCCUUGCCCUGUCAGUAAACUACACACUCCCGUGUCGGGAAAGAAGCAACCGCAAGUAAAGAGCUCCAAGAGGUCAACUACAUCCACUGGCCUGAGGUCAGCAGCUUCCCCUUCAUCGAGGUUGAGAUCAAGAACACCUGCAGCACAACCAGAAGUUGAGCAUCCAGCACCAUUCUUGUCCUAUGGCUGGGCAGGUGCUGGGCGCAACUUGUCUCAACAUAAGACCUUCAACAUUCGAGCAACAGCAGAUGUUUACCCUGCUGCCCUCAGAGCACACUCCAGGAGGGCGACCGCAGCACAACAGAGAGUGGCAUCGGCUAUACAGAUGAAGGAGGAUCGCGUGCAGGCACUCUUGAAUUCUGCUGCUAACGAGAGAGCUAAGCAUGAGAUUGAGUGGACAUCGGAGUACCGGCAGCAGUACCCUGCCUACAGUGUUGGGGAGUACAGUCGGAGUCUCUCUGCCCGAGCCCAUGACAGGAAACUGUGUCGUGUCGUCUAUGUGUCGUGAUCACACAAUGCUGGUAGAAUAGGCCGUGUAUUUUCUCCUGUUCCGAUGCUCAAGACUCUAGUUUGUAAUCACACAUAUCUUAGUCAAUGGCACAAGCAACAUUGAUAGUCAUAUUAUUCAAUAGACUGUUCUACCAGGAGAUUGGAAACAUCUUUUGUGUUGUGUUGAUAAAGGUACACAAUGAUACGCACAGAGUACAGCACUCACCAAGUGGCAUGUGCAUUGUGGGAAUUGUCUCCCUUGAACAUAGAGCCUAUGGCUGUAGAUCUUGGCCCUGUGUAGUUAUGGAGACACUUCACAGGUAUGGAUUGAAGGGGGCCUGGUGACCCUGCAUGAACUUAUCUGAUAAAACAGGCUUUGUGAGUAUGGUGACACGGGGGCUAAGACAACAUUUGCUAACAUGUCCUACACAACACUGUGAUUCACCAGUCCCGUAGCCUGGCUUAUGCAUUUCUUUCUGAAAGCUAUUUUUUGUACAUAUAUUUUAUUAAAUUCUUCUGUUAUUUUGUAUAUGUUUAUAAUAUCACUUGCAAAUUUUUGCAAAAUGUUACUUUUAUAUUAAAUAAGAAUAAAUCCAA